Molecule: messenger RNA, 1859 nt
Organism: Spodoptera littoralis (African cotton leafworm)
Lineage: Eukaryota; Metazoa; Arthropoda; Insecta; Lepidoptera; Noctuidae
Source: the annotation of a GenBank genome assembly
AUGAACCACCACGGCAAUAUGGAGAUGGAUCCGUUAAGUUACGACUACCCGACGUACAGCUAUCAAGCACCAACGUACCCAUACCCUAACAAACUACAAGCAAUGUACCAGGCGUACGCACAGACCAACACAAACUUCGUACCUACCGUGCACAACACACAACACAAUACGCACAACAUUCCGGAACCCGUUAAACCAAAUCCAGUGCUACCAACAUCACAAACCGAAGUUAAAGAGGUCAACAGUAACGAUAAUGUAAUACAACCAACAAGUAAGAGAAAAAAGAAAGAUAAGAAAGGAGAAAAAGGUACAUUCUGUUCGGAGAAGAUAACGGAUGCUUCGUUCAAGUUCUACGGAUGCUCUGUAUGUAACAUAAGUUAUAGUGCACUCCACGAACUCGAUCAGCAUGUCACUAUACACAAGAACAGAUUGACAAGCUACCGACUCCGUCUCCGGAACCAAUUCAAAAAGAAACAAAUAAAAAAAGAAAAGAAAAAGUUAAAAAAAUUAAGUAAAAUUAAAAAAGAAUCAGAAAUGGAUGUCGAAAUUAAACCGGAAGACGGUUACAUAGGUAACGAGAAAGCCGCUGAUUUAGUAAUUAAUAAUGAGAUAGAGAAUAAUGGUAAUGUAAAUAACGGUAACAGUGUAAUAGAUAAUCAAAGUAGUCAAUUUAAUUCGGUGAAUGGUGAAAUUAGUAAUGUAAGUAACGAUAAUAGUUUAAAUAACGGUGAUAUGUGUAACAAAGUGGACAGAGUUAACGAUAAGAGUAUGAAUGAGACGGAGAUUAACGAUAUGGAGAAGAUAUACAAGUGCUUUGCGUGCAAUAAGCAGUUCACACUGAGCUACUACCUCAAGCUACAUGUUCGAUCCCAUACAGAUGAGAAGCCAUACACAUGUGCAGCGUGUGGGCAGUCGUUCAUUACGGCGAGCAAACUCGGGAGACAUAACAAGCGGAUACACCUCGCCGAGCGAUACCAGUGUCGGAUCUGUUUCAAAAUAUUCUCCAAGUUCGAAUUGUUAACGGCACACUUUGAUAAAACGCAUCCCGAGGACAAAUUGGAAGGAGAACCCUAUGAUUACAACGCUAUCCUCCCGUACCUCAAAGAGUUGGAGGAGCAGCUACAACUAGAUGAAGCUAGACACAACACAAACAGUACACAGAGUACACAGAGUACACACGGUACACACGGGACACACGAUACACAGAGCGUGUGUUGGGACGUGCCCGGAGUGUUGGAAGCUGGUCUGUCGGAGCCCGCGCCGCCUGACAUAAAGGAGGAGGUACAAGACGAUGACCAAAAAGACACAAUACCGAAAGUAGAAGUAAUGGUCGAGGAGGUGAAACUGGACUGUGACGUCACUGUCAAGGAGGAGCUACUUGACGAGGACAUUGGGGGUAUUGGAGAUAACGGGGAUUUGGGGGAUAACGGGGAUAGCGACGCGGGGGACGUGGGGGAUGUGGUGGAAGACGCUGGUGGGGAUGAUGUCGGCGAUGUCAAGAAUGAAGAUAGCGACGCAUCAGACUCGGAUUACUUCCCCAGCAACACGUGGGCGGCGGCCCCGCCGGCGUCCCCGGGGGCGCGCGGGGCGGGGCGGGGGCGCGCGCGGGGCGCGGGGGCGCGCACGUGCGCCGUGUGCAACAAGUGCGUGAGCAGCGCGUCGUACAUGCGCGUGCACAUGCGCACCCACUCGGGCGAGCGGCCAUACAAGUGCACGCACUGCGGACGCGGGUUCAUCACCAGCUCCAAGAUGCAUCGACACGUACUCACUCACCAGGCCGAUAAGGGCGAACUCAAAACGGAAGGUGAGACCAAAGAGGAGGGGGCCGAGAAGGAGACAGCAGAAGAAGAGGGAGAUAA